Molecule: messenger RNA, 2665 nt
Organism: Macaca mulatta (Rhesus monkey)
Lineage: Eukaryota; Metazoa; Chordata; Mammalia; Primates; Cercopithecidae
Gene: FAM178B
Product: family with sequence similarity 178 member B
Source: RefSeq, a predicted model, not a curated record
GAGGGCUAACAGGAAGAGGGUGCGCACGUGGCCGCCCCUGGGCGGCCGUGGGAGGGCCCCUUGGGUUGGAGCCGGAACUCAAUCCCCAGAACCGGAUCUUUAGCAACGUUGGCGGCCCCUGGAGUUACGUACGCAGCUCUUGGGGUCCUCCCACCGCGCCGCCUGGGGAGCCUGCUCCUGCUUUCUUUCCCGGCUAGCCGGCCCCGUCCUCCCAGGCCGUGCGAAUUCCAGCCACCCUCCCUCGCCCCUGGCCCCGGAGCCCUGCCCUUCCCGCCCUCCGUGGCCAAGGCUGCCAGGUGCGGGCCUCGCUCCACAACUCAGGAGGCAGGAUCGGCGGCUCCAUUUUACAGAACAGAUGUCCCACUGCUUGCCGAUGGCUGAGCCCCAGGAGACAGUGCUAGCACUUCCUCCGAGAGAAGGGGUGCAGGCAGCCGCCACCAUGCCCAUCCCCCUGUCCGGCCUGGAGGAUGGCUUGUCAGACCAUACCCUGGACCAGGGGCCCCGCUGCCCUGCCCGGCGGGCCUGCAGCCCUGCCUCGGCUCCAGCUCCUACAUCGCCGAAGAAGCCCAAGAUGCAGGUGCCUGGGGACACGUUUCCCACCGACUGGAGCCCCCCGCCCGUGGAGUUCCUCAAUCCAAGGGUGCUGCAGGCCAGUCAGGAGGCCCUGGCCCAGAGGUGGGUGGGUGUGUCGGGCCCCCAGGGCCUGAGGAGACUGGCCGGUGAGCUGCCCGAGGAGUCGGAGCAGGAACACCUGCACUUGGACCCGAAGAGGGGCCUGGCCUUGCCGGAGAAGCUGUUCUGGAACACGGCAGGCCCGAGCCAGCAGGCUGCAGCCCCAGAGUUAUCCUGGAGGGUCUCAGGAAGCUACUUCAACAACCUGGACUACUUACUGCAGGAGAAGAGGGAACAGGCCCUGGAGCAGGAGCGCGAGAGGCUGCUUCUGCAGGAGUGUCUCAAUCUCAACUCCUUGGAUCUUGAUGAAGAUGAAGUGCCACUCACACCCGAGCACAGGAUGCUGGUGGAAAAGUAUUCAGUGUCCCUGCAGACCAUCCCGCCGGUCCAUCCAGGUGAGACUGUGUUUCUGCCCAGGCGUCACUCCCUGCCCUGCAUCCUGGACUCCUCACACCUGAAGCCACGCAGCCACCUGGAAGGGCUGUUCCUCAGCUCCCCGCCGGCCCAACAGCUGUCCUUCCUGCACAGCGGCCUCCUGAGCACCCUCUACCUGCACAUGCCUGACUGCCCGGCGCCCCUGCUCCGGUGGCUGUUCCAGCUGCUGACUUGGCCUCCAGAAACAUCUUUGGGAGCCUUCGGUCUUCUGUGGGAUCUCAGUGUGGAUGGAAUCUUCCUUCAGCCGGGUGAAGACAUGCACCUGUGGUGCCCCUCACUGCAAGAGGUCAGGGAGGCAUUCCACAGCCUGGGUGCCCACAGUCCCGCCCUGUACCCUCUGGGGCCCUUUUGGCACGGUGGCAGGGUGCUUCCAGGCGAGGCUGGCCUGAGUGAGAACAAGGAGCAGGACGCUCCCCAAGAGGUGGCCUUGGACAUCAGCCUGGGCCACAUCUACAAGUUUCUGGCGCUGUGUGCCCAGGCCCAGCCGGGGGCCUACACUGACGAGAACCUCGUGGGACUGAUUGAGCUGCUGUGCCGCGCCGGCCUGGACAUGGGGCUCCGCCUGCUGCCCAAGGUUGACCUCCAGCAGCUUCUGCUCUUGCUCCUGGAGAACAUCCGGGAGUGGCCGGGGAAGCUCCAGGAACUGUGCUGCACCCUGAGCUGGGUGUCUGACCACCACCACAACCUGCUGGCCCUCGUGCAGUUCUUCCCGGACAUGACCUCCCGGAGCAGGCGGCUUCGAAGACAACUCAGCCUUGUGGUCAUUGCUCGAAUGCUGGGCCAGCAGGAGACACUCCCUCUCUGGCAAGAGAAGACCCAGCUGUCCUCGCUCAGCCGGCUCCUGGGCCUCAUGAGGCCAUCAUCUCUCAGGCAGUACCUGGGCUCUGUGCCCUUGCCACCCUCCCAGGAGCAACAGCCAAAGGCUAGUGCGGAGCUGGACCACAAGGCCUGCUACCUGUGCCACAGCCUUCUGACGCUGGCCGGGGUGGUCGUCAGCUGCCGGGACGUCACUCCAGACCAGUGGGGCGAGCUGCAGCUGCUGUGCAUGCAGUUGGAUCGCCACAUCAGCGCACAGAUCCGGGAGAGCCCCCAGGCCACGCACCACACCAUGCUCAAGGACCUGGCUACCCAGACCUACAUCCGCUGGCAGGAGCUUCUGACCCACUGCCAGCCCCAGGCCCAGUACUUCAGCCCCUGGAAAAACAUCUAAAAGAGCAGGGUCAGGGCAGCCCAGGGCUCCUGGCUCCAGCAGGAAGUGAACAGGCUCAGGGAACUGGAGGAAGCGAAGCAUCAAGGCCAGAGGCGGCCACAUGCUGACCAGCCUGAUGAAGCAAGAGCCUGCCUCUGCCGCCGCCCUGACCGCCUCUCCUCUCAGCAAGGGAUGGGCUUCCCUGCCUCGCCCACCCCUCAGCCCUCCUCCCAGCCAUCUCCUCUUCCCUAAGGCCUCUGUCUCCAUAGCUCUGGUUUCCCUGGGCCUCCGUCCUCCCUACCCUCCUUCCUCUCUCUCCCUGUCACCAGUGUGAGGUUUCUUUGUGCACAUUAAAGUCUUUCAGCAUCA